Messenger RNA from Colossoma macropomum (tambaqui), 1797 nucleotides. RefSeq lists its product as uncharacterized. The record is from RefSeq and is a predicted model, not a curated record. The transcript has 9 exons. The coding region runs from base 1 to 1797 and encodes 598 amino acids. Lineage: Eukaryota; Metazoa; Chordata; Actinopteri; Characiformes; Serrasalmidae. Gene Ontology annotation, biological process: response to bacterium.
AUGCUAAUGAAAGCAUUGCACACUUUUUCAGUGAAAACUGGAAUCUCUGGGCUUCAAGUACAAACUGUGAGGAGUGGAAAUAAUGUUGUCAUAAAAUGUGAUGAAAACAUUGUCAAAGACAAGAAAACUCAUUUAUUAGCUUGGUAUAAACAGAGGUUAGGAAAUGUACCAGAGCCUGUAUUGAGACAGUUUGGAGAGGGAGAGAAGCUCAGAUUUGCAUCAGGUUUUAAGGACGGCCGCUUCACUGUGGAUGAAGAAGCGUUUGAUCUCAGUAUAAAAGGAAUAAAAGAAGAGGAUGCAGCAACAUAUUUCUGUGGAAAAGUAAAGACGAAUGUUGUAGAGUUUGGAUCUGCGACUCGCUUGUUUUUUCAAGCUGAGACGAUCGACCAUCGCUCUCCGACUGAAAUGGUGAUCGAGACUGGAGAGUCUGUUACUCUCCAGUGUUCAGUACAAUCUCUUACUCCAGACUGUUCAGGAGAACACAGUGUGUACUGGUUCAGACAUGGAUCAGGAGAAUCUCAUCCAGGAAUCAUUUACACUCAUGGAAACAGGAGUGAUAAGUGUAAGAAAAGCUCUGAGACUGAUUCUCCUACACAGAGCUGUGUCUACAAACUCCCCAAGAGAAACCUCAGCCUCUCUGAUGCUGGAACUUACUACUGUGCUGUGGCUGCAUGUGGACAGAUACUGUUUGGAAAUCAAACUAAAGUUACUGUACAAGAAAAUAACAGCUGGAUUGUUAUUAUCUUGACAACAGUGAGUGUAAUAUCUUCUGUUGUGAUCAUGAUUCUUCUUAAGAAGCAACAGCAUGGUAUUUCAAAUGGCUGGCCAAGCCACAUUAAUCAGGCUGAGGACAGAGAUGUCUUAAACUAUGCCACCCUGAAUUUUGCUAAGAGAGUGAAGGAAAGUCAAAACCUGUAUUCACAGGUGGAAUAUAGCUGUUGGGAAACGACACAAGCUCAGUCCAGUAGAUCUCUCUAUCUUAUCAUGAAAGCAGUAACCAAAGCAAUGAUUAGAAUCUGUCUCACAUUUUGCCUCUUCAUAAAUGUGAAAUCUUCCGAAGUUGCUGAGCUCCAAGUACAACCAGUAAGUGAGGGAGAUAAUGUGACAAUAAAAUGUGACCAACAAACAGCAAAAGGCAACAAAAAUGGUUUAGUCUGGUAUAGGCAGAGUUUUGGAAAUGUGCCUCAGUAUGUUGUGAGAACAUUUGAGCACGACAACAAGCACAGAUUUGCUCGAGCAUUUGAAAACGGACGCUUUACCAUGACCGUGGACGAAGAAAGGUUUGAUCUCAACAUAUAUGGAGUCAGCAGGAACGACAUAGGGAUGUAUCUCUGUGGAAAAGGCAAGUCGAAUGUUGUGGAGUUUGGAUCUGGGACUCUUUUGGUUUUUGAAGGAGACUGCAGUAUGUAUCGGCUCAAACAUGGCUCAGAAGAGUCUAAUCCAGAAAUCAAUGAGACACAAGGAAUCAGGAAUGAUCAGUGUGUAAGGAUUUCUGAGACUGAUUCUCCUACACAGAGCUGUGUCCACAAACUCCCCAGGAGAAACCUCAGCCUCUCUGAUGCUGGAACUUACUACUGUGCUGUGGUUCCAUGUGAGGAGACAGUCUUCAGAAAUGGUAGUUUGGAAAUGAAAGGAUGUGGUGAUAAGAGCUGCAGGAGGUGCCAUGAGACCAGCACUCACACCCCAAGCACCAAUGAGAGUUGUGGGAAGCAGUCUGAGCCCGCGCUGCUGAUGUCAAAUCAGCAUCAGCUGGCUCUCAGUAAGGGCAGCAUGAGCACCUUAGGGCUUAGGCGCUAA